CGCACAAGUGAAACCACUGUUCACGCACAAGCUUCCCGUCUGCAAGCACACGCACAAGCACACACACGCAGAAGCACGCGUAUACAAGCACUACAAGAGUUCUGGGAUUACCAAGCGGCAUGUAUUCAGUGCGCAGAACGUGGUCAAUCGGUGUUGUCCAGCUGCCGGAAAUGUUUCCAGAUUCGGCAACUGUGAAGUGGCUCCGAUGUUGGAUUCUGUUUGCUUCUUUGAUUUCCUACAACACUGAGGCUCAAGAUGACGUGCCCCCCUACUUCAAGAUGGAGCCGGUGCGGACGCAGGUGCACCUGGAGAGGAACCGGCUGGUGCUCACUUGCAUGGCCGAGGGCAGCUGGCCGCUGGAGUUCAAGUGGAUUGGCAACGGGGCGGAGCUGACUCGCUUCUCCCUGGAGUACAGGUACCUGAUUCCCUCCCUGGAGCGAUCGCACGCCGGCUUCUAUCGCUGUAUCGUCAGAAACCGCGUAGGCUCCCUCUUGCAGCGAAGCACAGAAGUGCAGGUGGCAUACAUGGGGGGGUUUGAGGAGGGGGAGCGUUCGCAGGUCGUGUCUCAGGGUGAGGGGGCAGUUAUUGCCCCCCCACGGAUGCACAGCUUCCCCCAGCCGCAGAUCACAUGGUUCCGGGAUGGACGAAAGAUUCCUCCCAGCAGUCAAAUAGCCAUCGCCCUGGACAACACGCUGGUCAUACUGUCCUCUGAGGCUUCUGACGGCGGACGCUAUUACGCACAAGCUGUCAACGACAGGAACGGGGAAAAUAAAACCAGCCAGCCCAUCACGCUGUCUGUGGACAAAGUGGAGGGUCCUGCUGACCCCAUCGCCCCCAAAAUCCUCAUCCCCCCAAGGAACAGCAGUGUGGUGAUAGGGGCGUCAGGGGCUGUGAUGGAGUGUGUGGCUAAUGCCAGACCACUUACAAAGCUCAGUAUAGUCUGGCGGAAGAACGGCGUUGUGGUCAGCAGCGGUCUGAGCGACUUUAACCGCAGGCUGACCAUGGUCUCUCCGACCGUCGGGGACAGUGGGUUCUAUGAGUGCGAGGCAGGGCUUCUCAGCAGCAGAGUGCCGUCCAUCAGGGCCGGGGCUUACCUGCACGUGCUUGAGCCCCCCCAUUUUGUGAAGGAGCCGGAGAAACGCAUCACCGCUGAGAUGGAGAAGGUGGUGGAUAUCCCCUGCCAGGCCAAAGGAGUCCCGCAGCCUGACAUAGUGUGGUAUAAGGAUGCUGUGCCAAUCAGCCCAGUCAGGACGCCCCGGUACAGGGUGCUGGUGGGGGGCAGCCUGCAUAUCAACGGCCUCCUGCCCGACGACACCGGAAUGUUCCAGUGUUUCGCCCGCAACCUGGCCGGAGAGGUCCAGACCAGCGUCUACAUUGCUGUGACCAGCAUCGCCCCCCACAUCACGGCCGGGCCCGCCGACAGUGCGGUGAUUGAUGGGCUGUCCGUCAUCCUCCGCUGUGACACAACGGGCGCCCCCCGCCCUGCCAUCACCUGGCAGAAAGGCGAGCGGAUUCUGGCCAGCGGCUCUGUCCAGCUCCCCCGCUUCACCCUGCUGGAGUCCGGCAGCCUGCUCAUAAACCCCUCCCACAUGUGGGACGCCGGCACCUACACCUGCACGGCCAGCAACUCCCGCGGCAUCGACGAGGCCACAGCCCGGCUGGUGGUGUGGGCUCGAACCCGCAUCACCAGCCCACCUCAGAACCAGAGUGUCAUCAAAGGGACUAAAGCCGUCAUGACCUGCGGAGUGACCCAUGACCCCAGUGUCACCGUCAGCUACGUGUGGGAGAAAGGGGGCGCCGUCCUCAACGUGGGCUCCACUCCCAGGAUGCGUCUGGAGACUGACGGCACGCUGCACAUCUCUCAGACCUGGUCAGGUGACAUCGGGACCUACACCUGCAGGGUGACCUCGGUGGGGGGCAACGACUCGCACAGCGCCAACAUCCGAGUCAGGCAGCUCCCUCACGCCCCAGAGAACCCUGUGGCCCGGCUCAGCCAGUCAGAGAAGAGAGCCAUUAACCUGACGUGGGCGGAGCCUUUCGAUGGGAACAGCCCUCUGAUCCGCUACAUCCUAGAAGUGUCUGAGAACAAUGCUCCAUGGACCGCGCUCCUAGCCAGCAUCGAACCCGAGGCUAGCAGUGUGACGGUCAGCGGCCUCAUCCCAGCUCGGUCCUACCAGUUCCGCCUCUGCGCCGUCAACGAUGUGGGUAAAGGGCCGUUCAGCAAGGAGACCAACCGACUGUCCCUCCCAGAGGAGCCCCCCAGUGCCCCCCCUCAGACUGUAAUCGCGAGUGCGCGCACUAACCAGUCCAUCAUGAUCCAGUGGCAGCCCCCGCCCGAAGCCCACCAGAACGGCCCCCUGCAGGGCUACGUCGUCCGUUACUGCCUGGCGGGGCUCCCGGUAGGAUACCAGUUCAGGAACAUCACUAAUCCGGACCAGACCAACCUGCUGCUGGAGGACCUGAUCAUCUGGACCAGCUACGAGAUCGAGGUGGCGGCCUACAACGGGGCUGGCCUGGGCACCUUCAGCCACAAGGUGACCGAGUGGACACUGCAGGGAGUACCCACAAUCCCUCCUGGCAACGUGCGGGCCGAGGUGGUCAACUCCACCACCAUCCGCAUGUCCUGGAGCGCCCCCAGCCCCCAGUUCGUCAAUGGCAUCAACCAGGGAUACAAGCUGUUGGCAUGGGAACCAGGUCAGGAGGAGGAGGUUAAAGUGGUGACAGUGAGGCCCAACUUCCAGGACAGCGUCCACGUCGGUUCCCUCACAGGACUGAGGAAGUUCACGGAGUACUUCACCUCCGUGCUGUGCUUCACCACGCCCGGCGACGGACCACGCAGUCCACUGCAGCGGCUGCGCACGCACGAGGACACUCCUGGUGCUGUGGGCCAUUUGAGCUUCACAGAGAUUCUGGACACGUCUCUGAAAGUGAGCUGGAGAGAGCCUUCAGACAAGAAUGGUGUUCUCACAGGGUAUCGCAUCUCCUGGGAAGAGUACAACCGCACCAGCACCCGGGUCACGCACUACUUGCCCAAUGUGACCCAGGAGUACCGGGUCACCGGCCUGACUGCCCUCACCACCUACACCAUCCAGGUGGCUGGGAUGACCUCCAAAGGCCAGGGCCUGCUGUCCUCCUCCACCAUCUCCUCUGGGGUCCCCCCAGAGAUUCCUGGCCCCCCCACCAACAUGGCCAUCUCCAACAUCAGUCCCCGCUCCGUCACCCUGCAGUUCAAACCCGGCUACGAUGGCAAAACCUCCAUCUCCUGCUGGCAAGUGGAGGCCCAGAUUGGCGUAGUGGGAGAGAACGAGGAGUGGCUGACCGUCCACCAGCUGCCUAAUGAACCUGAUGCCCGGUCUCUCGUGGUGCCUGACCUCAACCCCUAUACCUUCUAUAGGUUUCGAAUGCGUCAGGUGAACAUCGUGGACACCAGCCCCCCCAGCCAGCCAUCCCGUAAGAUCCAGACCCUGCAGGCUCCUCCUGACAUCGCCCCCAGCAACGUGACCUUGCGCACAGCUAGCGAGACCAGCCUGUGGCUGCGAUGGCUGCCUCUCCCGGAGUGGGAAUACAACGGGACUCCAGAGCUGGUGGGGUACCGGGUUCAGUACAGCCAGGUCAGGCCUCCGGACAGGCUGCUGUACCACGUCAUCCCUGACCGCCUGGAGAGGGAGUUCACCAUUGAGGACCUGGAGGAGUGGACCCAGUACCAGGUCAGCAUUCAGGCGCUCAACGGCAUCGGAGCUGGGCCCUGGAGCCAGCCCAUCCAGGGAAGGACCAGAGAGUCUGUUCCUUCCUGCGGCCCCACCAAUGUCUCCGCCUUUGCGGCCACCUCCAGCAGCAUCCUGGUGCGCUGGUCCGAGGUCCCUGAACCAGACCGCAACGGGCUCAUCCUGGGAUACAAGGUGUUGUAUAAGGACAGAGAGGCAGACUCUUCCCUGCAGUUCUGGACAGUGGAGGGGAACGCCACUCACAGCGCCCAGCUUACGGGAUUGGGGAAGUACAUUCUGUACCAGAUCCAGGUCCUGGCCUUCACCCGCAUCGGGGACGGGCUCCCCAGCUCUCCCCCCAUCCUGGAGAGGACCCUGGAUGAUGUGCCGGGUCCCCCGGUGGGGAUUCUGUUCCCCGAGGUACGGACCUCCUCUGUGUGCCUCACCUGGCAACCUCCCGCGCAGCCCAACGGAAUCAUCCGGGCCUAUCAGGUCGCGUACCGGCUGAAUUCCACCAACAGCAACGCGGCCGUGGUGGAGCUGCUGAGCCCCAGGGCCCGGCGGUACGUGGUGAGCGGGCUGGCCCCGGAGCGGGUCUACGUGUUCCGCGUCACGGCCCAGACGCACAAGGGCUGGGGAGAGGCCGCCGAGGCUCUGGUGAUCACCACGCAGAAGAGGGCCCGCCCACAGCCCACCAGCCGCCCGCUGGUGCCGCAGGAGGAAGUCCAGGCCCGUAGCGUGCUGUUGUCAUGGGAACCGGGCAGCGACGGCCUCUCGCCGGUGCGCCAUUACACCGUCCAGGCCAGAGAGCUGCCGGACGGCAACUGGACAGUUCAUUCAGCCUCAGUCAGCCACGAGUCUACCUCCUACAUCGUGGACCGACUCAAGCCCUUCACUUCAUACCAGUUCAGAGUGAAGGCCACCAACGACAUCGGGGACAGCGAGUACAGCGACCAGAGUGAGGCCGUCACCACCCUGCAGGAUGUGCCUGAUGAAGCUCCCACAAUCCUCUCUGUCACGCCACACACCAUGACAUCGGUUCUGGUACGCUGGCAGCCCCCCCCUGAGGAGAGGAUAAAUGGUGUUCUGUUGGGGUUCCGGGUGCGUUACCGAGAGCUCCACUACGAUCGCCCGCACAGUUUCACCAUCCAAACCAUCAGCAGCCCCUCUGUCAGCUGGGCCGAGCUCACCUCUCCAUACAGCAUGCGCAACCUAAACCAGACCUCACUUACCCAGUACCAGCUGGACAACCUUAGCAAACACAAGCGCUAUGAGAUCCGUGUGAGCAUUUACAAUGCGGUGGGAGAGGGACCAACCAGCACACCCCAGGAAGUGUUUGUGGGGGAGGCAGUCCCCACAGCCCCACCCCAAAACGUGGCCAUCCAAUCAGCCACUGCCACCCAGCUGGACGUCACAUGGGAUCCCCCACCGUUGGAAGCUCAGAAUGGGGACAUUCAGGGGUAUAAGAUAUACUUCUGGGAGUUCCAGCUCCAGAAUGAGACGGAGCGUCAACAGACACUCUUCCUGCCUGAGAGUGGAGCAAAACUGAAGAAUCUUACCGGCUACACCACCUACAUGAUCAGUGUGGCUGCCUUCAAUGCUGCGGGCGAUGGGCCCCAUAGCCCGCCCACCAGGGGGCGCACCCAGCAAGCAGCACCCAGCUCUCCCAGCUUCAUCCACUUCCGUGAGCUCACCACCACCUCCGUCAACGUAUCAUGGGGGGAGCCCAUGCACCCCAACGGCAUGAUCGAGGGGUACCGCCUCAUCUAUGAGCCAUGCACGCCUGUGGAUGGUGUCAGUAAGAUUGUGACAGUUGAUGUGAAAGGCAGUGCCCCACGCUGGAUGAAAAUCAAGGACUUGGUGGAAGGAGUCACGUACAACUUCCGCAUCCGGGCCAAAACCUUUACCUACGGACCCCGUGUUGAGGCCAACAUCACCACAGGGCCUGGAGAAGGAGCCCCUGGCCCUCCAGGGGAGCCCUUCAUAUCCCGCUCCAGCACAGCCAUCACCCUCCACUGGUCCAAUGGGGAUCCCGGACGGGCCCCCAUCACCCACUAUGUCAUCGAGGCAAGGCCUUCAGAUGAGGGACUGUGGGACAUCCUUGUCAAGAACAUCCCAAAGGAAGUGACAUCAUACAGACUUGACAUGAAUACCCUGAAGGAAGGGGUCAGCUAUGAUUUCCGGGUCAUUGGAGUCAAUGAAUAUGGCUACGGUUCCCCCAGUAUGCCAUCACCUUCCAUCUCUGCCCAGAGGGUGGCUCCCUUCUAUGAAGAGUGGUCAUUUUUGGUGGUGACUGCAUUGGUGGGGCUCAUCUUUAUCCUCCUCCUGGUCUUCAUUCUCAUAAUUCGUGGACAGAACAAGAAGUACACCAAGAAAUCAGACCCAGUGUCCUCCUAUCUCCGGCCGGCAAACCCCUCAUCCUGCAAUGCUGUCCCCCUCACCCACGGGGCCAUGGCCAGCCUGGAUGAGGGCCGCUUUCCUGCCCUGGAGCUCAGCAACCGCCGGUUGUCUGCCAAGAACUCCUUCUGCCGCAAGAACGGAGUCUACACGAGAUCCCCCCCUCGGCCUACCCCUGGCUGUCUGCACUACUCUGACGAGGACGUCAGCACCAAGUACAACGACCUCCGAGCAGACAGCAGCAGCCUGACUGAGAAGCCCUCUGAGAUGUCAGAUUCACAGGGCAGCGAGAGCGAGUACGAAGUGGAGGAGGAGCGGCGUAAGACGCACUCCUUCGUCAACCACUACAUCAGCGACCCCACCUACUACAAUUCCUGGAGGCGGCAGCAGAGGAACCUGUCCCGGCCCCAGGCCUAUGGCCAAGCCGAGGCCGAUUCGGCGCGGGCGGACCACCGCUCCUCUCCGCCCCCCCUCCCGCCCCUGCCCCCGUUCCCCCCGCCCCAGCCCAACUGCUCCCCCCAGCCCCAGCCCCAGGCCCCGCCCCAGGGCACCCUGUUCAACUCUAAAGGCAGCCGGACUCCCACCCCGGCCCUGCUGUCGCCCAAUUCUCCCAGCCACCACAACACCCCCUACAGGCCACCGACCAGCCUGGGCCCAGGAGCACAGACCCCCGUCACCGGAUUCUCCUCUUUUGUUUGAUGCGGAAGCACUACAGCGCAGCGUGUUGGGGGGAAAAAAACAAAAAGCAAACAAAAAAAUUAUAAUCAUAGCAACUCUUAAUUUUAGAAUCGUUUUGUCAAUGUCUCUGUUGGUUUCUUCUCUUUUUCCAUUUUGCUUUUUCUUUCCGUUCUAACCGGGCUGUUUAAUGGAAAAUAACAAUUCCACAAUUUUUUCAUGAACGUGAACAGAUCCUUCUUUUUAAGCUUGUGUAUAUGUGUUUGUGUGCAGGAGUGCGUGUGCAUGUGUGUGUUUUCUGAACAUCAGUUUGAACGUUUCUGCAGUUUUACCAGAUGUCUUUAGGUCAGCUGUACGUCUGGGAAUCGAUAAAUCUGAGAAUCUUGGAAAGAAUGUCGCUCUUCUAAAGAUGAGUUAUUUAAAAAUGACUGGCAUCAGUGGACAAGAAGUGGACAGAAGUGUUACAGGCCACAGAAAAUAAGGAUGAAGCGAUGCUCCCUGCUCCUGUCAGUUUGAUUUCGCAAUGAUGAGGACGCCUCCCGGCCACACCACGGUGAUGUAAUUUGACAGUCACACCAGGGUGACAUCACCCCAGCCCGUCGCAUGAAUGGUGACUGCCGUAUGUGCUUCGUUCUUGUUGAUGACAUCAUUGGUGGACAAAAGCCGGCUCUGGUGUUGUGAUUCCUUCGCUUGACUCCGUCUUUGACUCCGUUUCCCCACCCCAACCCAGCCACUACCUUUCCCCUAGGCGUGAAGUCCAUGUUUUAACCAGGUGUAAACAGUGCAGUCAUGGUAACAGUGUUUUGAAAACAGUGCUAUGUGAAGAUGAGAUGCAGUAUCAAAGGGUAAUUCAUGAAACAUAAACCCGGAAUUGUUCUCUCUUGAUUGAACAGCUUGGCAUCAUUAACCAGUCAUAUUACAUUUAGUGCCCUUACAAAACUAUGGCUGGCAAAGUUCAGAUAACAUCACUGUUUUGUGAAUCACCCCCAUUGUAACUGUGUGAGUGGAGCUUUUCAGUGUUUUUAUUCAGCUGAGUACACAAUAACCAGUGUUUUAAUGCCAUUGUUGUCCCCCUUGCUUUAAUCCAUUUGGACAGGGGCCCAUAUGAAAAUGCUGUAUGUGUUAAAUGGAAAACUAUCCAAAAUGAGGAAUAUAUUUUUCAAAAAUGCGCAAAUAUAUUGAUGGAUUGUGCUGCUAAGUUUGCUUGAUACUACUUUUCCAUUGCAUCACAUUUAGGCGUUUAGCACACUCACUUACGCAGAGUGGCACACACAAGUACAUAUAAACAGGUUUUAAUGCAACCAAUAGCCACUGAUUGAUAAUUUAACAACAUUAAGUUAGAUGCAAUAUACGGUGCGAGAGCGUACAUAUGUAUUACUACUCCAUUAUUUAUUACUGACUGAUUUGAAAUGGUUAAAUUUUUGCCACCUCCAUAUCAGCCUAUUCCUCAAUUACAUGUGAAACUGUAAAUUAACUGUUCAUUGUUACGUUUAAACCCAUUUAUUUUUCCUUUUUGUUAUUACAGACAGUGUUUGUGUUCCACUUCUGCAUCUAGUUGGAUUUUGUGUCAGAAUCAGCAUGAGGCAGUGAAGGCUCAUGGGCAGCAUACUCCACUUUUAUUUCUCUUCUGUGUUUCCAUAGCAGAUGGGAAAUGCAACUUGGAAUGACGGCUGGAACAUAAAGUCUCCAUCAGAA
Conger conger (European conger) is the source of this 8471-nucleotide messenger RNA. RefSeq names its product protein sidekick-2-like. NCBI's taxonomy places the organism in Eukaryota, Metazoa, Chordata, Actinopteri, Anguilliformes, Congridae. Gene Ontology annotation, molecular function: protein binding. The record is from RefSeq and is a predicted model, not a curated record. The transcript is spliced from 45 exons. Bases 120 to 6800 code for a protein of 2226 amino acids.